This is a messenger RNA of Lichtheimia ornata, 1506 nucleotides long. RefSeq lists its product as uncharacterized. The transcript has 10 exons. The record is from RefSeq and is a predicted model, not a curated record. Gene Ontology annotation, biological process: regulation of cell cycle. NCBI's taxonomy places the organism in Eukaryota, Fungi, Mucoromycota, Mucoromycetes, Mucorales, Lichtheimiaceae. The coding region runs from base 1 to 1506 and encodes 501 amino acids.
AUGGGCACGACGAAAAGUCGUAAAUCUAGGCGUAACAAUUCGAGACCAACUGCCUUUUCUUUUUUAUCCAACAUUUCCUUGGGCAACGAACAACAACAACAACAACCAGCUGAUCGACAAGUUAUCUCUUCUGCCAUUGUCAGUCCCGUUUCUUUGGAAUCCAACCAUGCCAAAAGCCUUGAAUCCAUUCAUAACGACCAUGACACAACAACAACAACCCAUGCCAUCCAUUCUCAAGUUGUUGGAUCGCUGCACUCUACCGAUAGCAACCAUGGUUCAGAAGAACAUGUAUUUUCCGGAGCAGCAGCUACGCACGGCAUACCAUGCUCAUCCACCGCUGCGCCACCAUCUAUGGCAACCACGCCAUCCGUUAUGACAACGGCAGCAGCAGCAGCUUCAGCAGCAGCAGCACCAGGAUCACUCCUAAGUCAACAAUUGAAGGAACACCACAAAGUGGCGAUGCCAUCUCGUCGCCGAUGGUCGGUCGAUGAAGACGAUGUACAACAUCAUAAAUUGACUCGAGAGGACAGCGAACGUCCCAUUGCAUCGGAAAAGAUCAAAAAGAAAUCACAUCAUGCCGAUAAGGAGAACUAUCAUGGCGGUCUCCUCUCAGUCGUACGCUAUUACACUGACAAAAUCCGUUUCCCUGCUGGUAAACGCAAGGCAGCUGAAGAAUCCAUCAAUCGAGGUUAUCUACAUCAGCAAUUGGCCAAUCAUGAUAGCAACAAACGCCGACAUGCACUUUCUUAUGCACAUUUCUUGGCACCUUCCUUUUCCUUGGAACAAGAUGCAAGUCGCUGCAAUAGCACGUACGAUGCUUAUUUCCUCGACAAUGAUACAUACAACCGAUUCGGUCUUUUAUCUAGCUCUCAGGGUACAACGACUGCGGCUGCAGGGAGCCAUAUGCGACCUUCGGAUAUGAAACGCGAGUUGAAUGAACAAUUUCGUUUGAAACAUCCCGAAAUAUCACCCGAGAUCACCUUGAGCAAGAUCCGUGCUAUCAAGUUACAUUUGCUUGAAAUUGCAAAAACGGUCGAUUUGGAGAUUUCCAGUGUGGCCCAUGCAUUUGCCUACUUUGAAAAAUUGGUCAUGAAGAAUGUGGUCACCAAAAAGAAUCGAAAGUUGAUUGCAGCAUGCUGCUUAUUUUUAGCCACCAAAGCGAAUGAAGCAAAAGGAACAUGGUUUGAACCAUUAUUCGAGGCCAUUGAUGAUGAAUUGGAUGUGGAUUCAAAAGAAGUGCGUGAUCACGAGUUUGCUGUGUUUGCCGAUCUUGAAUUCAACUUGUACAUUCCGACAAGCGAAUUUAUGCCGCACUUUGAAAGGAUAUUCCAAGCCAUGGAUUACAAGAGUGUGGAAGAAUACCUUGGUAGUUCGUCAUUCUACAAGGUGGAUCAAUCAACAAAAGGAACAGCCAUGCAUUACAGCUCAAAACCAACAGCUAUUCAUGGGAUCCAUUCAUUCAGCAGCAGUAGUAGCAGCAGCAGUAGUAAUAGUAGUAUUGAAUAG